Vespa velutina is the source of this 4785-nucleotide messenger RNA. RefSeq names its product proton-coupled amino acid transporter 2-like. The transcript is spliced from 11 exons. Gene Ontology annotation, molecular function: amino acid transmembrane transporter activity. Gene Ontology annotation, biological process: amino acid transmembrane transport. Lineage: Eukaryota; Metazoa; Arthropoda; Insecta; Hymenoptera; Vespidae. The record is from RefSeq and is a predicted model, not a curated record. Gene Ontology annotation, cellular component: vacuolar membrane. The coding region runs from base 1809 to 3323 and encodes 504 amino acids.
AUUUAUUCAUUAACCAAUGAUUACGUCAAUACUUCACGAUUAUGUCAUUUUUAAUCGAUCCGAUAAGAAAAGACCUGAGCGAUGCUUCGCCAAAAUAAAGAAACGAACAAUUGUGACAGAAUGGGUUAUUUGAGAUUUGUUUUCUCAAGUCAAUGAUAAAAUUUGUACCGAAGAACCAUUUGUUGGUAAUAUCUACGAUUUCAAAAAAAAAAGAAAAAAAAAAAAAAAAAAAAAAAAAAAAAAAAAAAAAAAAAAAAAAAAAAAAAAAGAAAAAUUGAAAUGAUCUCCAGAUAUUUCUUUGUUUUUCCUUAUUACAGGAGACCGCAGAACUCACCGGUCACUGACCAGGUAGAGCUUGGCUAUUUUAGAUUUCAUUCCCAGAGUAUGUUGGCAGCCGCCUCUAAAUAGUGACUUUAAACACACAAAAUAAAAUCAAUUCUAGACUCUCGGAGAAUCGUGUUGUCGUUAACUUUUCUUAAAGAGUAGCUUAAAAAUCAAAUUCAACUCACCGACUGAUUAAUAAUUCAAAGAUUCGUUCGAUACAUUGUUCAUAAAUCUUUUACGACAUGAUACAGAAAAAUAAAACAUUCUCCGUACGCAUUUUGUUAUUUUGUUACGAUACGUCAUUAAGUUGAUUACAAAAAGGAUAUUGUGCGAUUGAAUGCUUCGAUAAAAUUUUCCAUUUGAACGUAUCAAUCGUAAUCUUUUCGUCGUCUUUUCGUACGGUGGAAAUAAGAUAUACUUUGGAUGAAAAAAAAGGAAAAAGAAAAAAAAAAAAGAAAAAAAAAAAACGAAAAGAUUCCUUGACGUUGUCGGAAUCGUUAGUUUUAUUCGAAGUAUAUCGAUAAAAUGAAAUUGAAAUAAAAAAGCUGUCAUCAUGGGUUUGUUUAUUUGAAUGAAGAAUACCUUUAUUAGAGGGAUAAAAAAGUUUGAUUGCAAUAAUAACUUGUGAAAUAUCAUACAGCGUACAAAUAAUUCUUAGAUAGAAUGAAUGAUCUCGUUUACGGUCCGCUUUACGUGCGUUCAUUCGAGGUAAUACAUAUGAUCCGACUCUCGGAUUGACGAGAUAUUUUCCUUUUUUCCUCAUUGAAAAACGAUGUGCCGGAGCUCAUCUUGCUUCAACGGAAUGUCAUGACGAAAUUCGAAGGGAUACGAAGGGCAAUACGUCAUGACUUACUGUAACAAGUAUUGUGAGAACGAAACGAGUAGGUUCAUUAGAAAAGAAUAAUUUAGAUAAGAAUUUUUUAGCCAUGGAAAAUUUCUAUACGAUUCUCUGGCCUCAUUUCAUCAAUUACGAUAAUGUUAAUUGCGCUGACUCAUUAUGCUGCGUACUAAAAAAAAGCAUAAAAAGCAAAAGUGAAAAUAUAUAAAAGAGUCGAAUAUUUAUUCGAAUCUUUUUUCGUUUUAAAUCGAGCUAGCGCAUUCACGAAAGUAAUACGACUUGGCGGUUUUUGUUUUUCAGACGAUCCAAGACGAUGAGGAUGACGAAAGAUUGUUUUUCUCUGUCUACUCGUUCACGGGUCUGCACAUCGACCUGUACACUCUCGCUGAUGCCAAGAAACCAAGAAUCGGAAACUCGAGCAGUAGCGAAGGUGCACGAAUAGGAAAGUAAGACGGCCCCCGGAGUUGUACAGUAGUAUUCGGUUCGCAUCAGCUGUGCAUUACUACUUUGGUUCAGUCGCACGGAGGCAUCCGAACGUGUGGUACGUGUUUACGAGCGAACGACGGAUAAUAUCUUUGCGAUAUCCAUGGGUUACCGGUUAUUAUAUUAUUCAUUGAGCAAAUCGUUGGAUUGAGUAUUAACGAAGAUGGAAUUACACAGCAAUCCGGCUGUAAUGUCGACGAAAAAAAAUUCCAUUCAUGGAGAUGAGACAACGUUCAAGGAAUCGCUUGGCAAUGGCGGUACCUAUGGAGCAUUUCAAUCAAAAGAUCCGAUCUUAUCGAUGGAAAAGGGAGGAGAAAUGAAAGGUGGAGUCGACGAGCAUGGAAUGACCGUAGAUCAUCCAACUUCGUAUAUUGAGACCAUGAUGCACCUGUUCAAGGGUAACGUCGGUUCCGGUAUUUUCGCAUUAGGCGACGCCUUUAAGCAUGCCGGAUUGUUACUGGCACCACCCUUAACCAUCUUCCUCGGCAUUAUUUGCGUCCACGCCCAACACAUUCUCAUACAAUGUAACGAAGAGGUAAAACGUCGUGUAGGUGAUCCGAGUAUUCAGUCUGGUUUUGCCGGUACCGUUGAAUUAUGUUUCGCUACGGGACCAUUAGCGCUUCGUAAAUAUUCAGUUUUCAUGAGUAUUUUACCCAUCAUUUUACAUCGCACCCUUGCAUCGAUUUGUUACAGAAAAAUGGUUAAUUUAUUUUUAUGCGUAACGCAACUCGGAUUCUGCUGCGUGUAUUUCGUUUUUAUUUCGACAAAUAUGCAACAGGUGCUAAACGCCCACAACCUCAAAUUGAGCGUUCAUCAACACAUGGCGAUCGUCUUGAUACCCAUCAUACUCAGCACGUGGAUAAGAAAUUUGAAAUAUUUGGUACCUGUAACGUCAGUCGCGAAUUUCUUGGUAAUGGGUGGCUAUAUAGCGACGGUCUAUAUUAUGAGUCACGACAUACCGGCGAUUUCUGAGAGGCGGUACGUCGCCGAUUGGCACGAGUUACCUCUCUUCUUCGGCACCGUUAUAUAUUCUUUCGAGGGUAUCACUUUGGUGCUGCCAUUAAAGAACGAGAUGAAGAAGCCAAGCAACUUCAACAAACCAUUCGGAGUAUUGAACGUAGGUAUGGUUAUCGUGGGUGCCAUGUUCGUAGUGAUGGGUUUCUUAUCCUAUUUAAAGUACGGUGACGAUGUACGAGGCUCGGUCACUCUGAAUCUCGAAUUAACAGAGGUAGUGGACGAGAAAAAGAUCUACUCGCAGGCAAGCUUACCUCAAUGCAUCAAGCUGGCUAUUUCGUUGAGCAUAUUGUUGACCUAUGCUCUGCAAUUCUACGUACCUAUCGCCAUUAUAUGGCCCGGAAUCGUUGAGCAAUUCGGUCCCUUUAAAUGGCCAGUACUCUCGGAGAUAGUCUUCCGGUCUGCUUUGUGUUUUCUUACGUUUGUUUUGGCGGAAGCUAUACCAGAGCUGGGUCUCUUCAUUUCUUUGGUCGGUGCAGUAAGUAGCACGGCGCUGGCCCUUCUCUUUCCACCCAUCAUCGAGUUGGUAGUAUGUUGGCAAAAUGCCAACUUAAGUCCCUUUAUGGUUAUUAAGGACGUGACGAUCGUGCUGAUCGGUUUACUGGGCUUCGCUACGGGAACCUACGAGAGCAUUACGUCGAUCAUCAAAGCAUUCGAUAAAUAGACAUUCAACAUUGUACAAAGUCCCAUUUGUUGUUUACAUUUUUAUUAGAUUAUUUUAAAAAUGGACGCGCGCGUGAGGUUAACGGACCAUGACAUCCACGCAGGACACGAGUAGAUGUAAUGGACAGCGACGCUUGUCACGAUACAGAAUCGUUAUCACCAUUAUUAUUAUUAUAUUUAUAUAUAUAUAUAUACAUAUACAUAUACAUAUAUAUAUAUAUAUAUAAAUAUGUAUUAUAGUUAUAGUAGUAACUAAUUUACGUUGGAAGGAUGGCCAAUGACAAUUGUACAGAAUUUGUAUGCAUCGAAUGGAAAUUUUCUCUUUAAUUUCCGUUUUAAUUUCGAAUCAAUUAUGACAAUACAUUAAACUUUCUUGAUUAAUCAGAUUAAUUAAUCGGAUAAGCGAUAUAAUUAAUAAACGAAUAUAAAUGAUUAUUCUCGGAUGUUCCUUAAAAGAAUAACGAAAGGCCGGUCCCUCCAAUGUUAUACGCAACUAUCAUAGGUCUAUCAAAGUUUAGUCCCUUUAUGUUGCUUGUGAUAUUGAAAACGAUGCGAAAGCAGCGUUUCAAUCGUAGAUCGAUUAAACAUACAUACGUACAUAAAUAAUAUUUAAGGAAGAGAAAAAAAUAAAAAGAAGAAAACGACUGUCUUUGCAAUUAUCGUGAUACAUAUAUAUAUAUAUAUAUAGUUAGUUUAUAUUGCCCGUCCUAAGGAUUUUACCCUCUCGCGAUUAAUUCUAUGUACAUAUACAUAUAUAUAUAUAUAUACAUAUCGAUAUCGUAUCUGGUUCAAAAAAAUUGGAUCUGCAUUAAUAGUAUUGCGUACGAUAGCCGAAGAAAUUUUUCUUUGCUAGAUCAUAAAAAAGGAACGCCCCUUUGCGAAUGUUUAGAGUACAACUUUAUAUUAAUUCUAAUUAUAUUCCAUUGCAUAUCAAUCAGUUUAUAAUUCUUUACGUUUUUUUUUUUUUUUUUCAUUAUUAAUUUGACACGUGCUUGAAAAGUGACUAUUAAAAUUUUGUAUCAUUUAAAAUCUGACAAAAGUCAAAUGACAUUGCCAAUCUUUCACUAUGCAAUGGCUAAGAAUUAUAUCCUUUAUUCCACGUUUGAAUAACGACAAAGUGUACUAUUACUUUUCUUUCUUCUUCUUCUUUUUCUUUUUAAACUAUUCGCGAAAUUAUUAAUUUCGUUUUUCGAAAGAUUUUUAUCAUGCACGAGAUAAGCCAAAAGAAUUCGAUCAAUGCCAAUCUUUAUGCAUAACUUAAAAUCCAUUGACUCGAUUGUCGAUGUUUAUUAUUAUUUCAUUUAUCUUCCAUCGGUUUCCUUACUUCUUGUAACUUUUAAAAGGAUAUAUUUAUAAAUAGAAGAAAAAACAAAAUGAAACAAAACAAAGUGUAAGAAAAGAGACCGACCGUUUUUUUCCUUUUACGUAGGUUAUAAAAUAAAAUUAUAAUGUUAUUCUUUUUA